Molecule: messenger RNA, 894 nt
Organism: Salvia splendens (bonfire salvia)
Lineage: Eukaryota; Viridiplantae; Streptophyta; Magnoliopsida; Lamiales; Lamiaceae
Exons: 4
Coding region: 1-894 (297 amino acids)
Source: RefSeq, a predicted model, not a curated record
AUGGUUUCCUAUGUUCCACCACAUCAGAGAGGAUACCAGAACAACAACCAGAACACUCAGUCACAGCAGCAUGGCAAUCAACGGCCACAUGAGAACAUUCACCAAGGACAAGGGUCUAUGUCAAAUCAACCAUUGGGAGUAAAUUCGAGCCAGCCUAAUUUCAAAUUGCCUUGGCACAUUGAUGAUGUAUUAGGAGAUUUGCUGAAUUCUCAGCAACAUAUUCAAGGAAAUAUGCAAGCCAAUAAUAAUAUGAUAGCCACGACGUUGAAUGAAAUACGUGGACAUGAUGGUCGCAUUCCUGCUACUGUCAAGAUGCUGGACAGAGCUAACAUUAGCAAAAUCACUCUGAGGUCGGAACUAGAGGAGUUGGUUGAGGCAGUUAAGAAACAUGAGAGGGAUGACCCGGAUGAAGGAACAAGCAAUGCAGUCAAGCGCUUGAAACCUUACCUAUACAAGGGAGAGCCCAAAAGGCAAAAGGAGGACCCUACUGAUUUCAUGGAGAUUUUUGGCAAGCUUGAAAUCAACCUGCCAUUUCUGCAAGCACUGAAACUACCCCCAUUCAGCAGGUUUAUCAAGGACUUCAUAGCUGAAAAAGCUAAGGCCGAUGGGAAGAUUGUGAUUGGAGAAAGUGUGUCUGCUGUGAUCCAGAAGAAAAGACUUCCUUCCAAGAGGACUAAUCCCGGGAUGUUUACUCUACCCAUCAUUAUUGGAGAUGUUAAAAUUGAGCAUGCUAUUUGUGAUCUGGGGGCUUCUAUCAAUGUGCUACCUUUCUCAGUUUACAAGAGAUUGACUGGAGUCAGCUUAGUGGAUACAAAGGAGCAGCUUGCAGCUGCUGAACUGAAUGACUCGAUUGAAGAAGAGGUUUCCGGAUGGUGUGAAACACUUUUGACAUAG